Molecule: messenger RNA, 1889 nt
Organism: Polistes dominula (European paper wasp)
Lineage: Eukaryota; Metazoa; Arthropoda; Insecta; Hymenoptera; Vespidae
Gene: Fer1
Product: 48 related 1
Biological process (GO): developmental process; regulation of transcription by RNA polymerase II
Molecular function (GO): RNA polymerase II transcription regulatory region sequence-specific DNA binding; protein dimerization activity; DNA-binding transcription factor activity, RNA polymerase II-specific
Source: RefSeq, a predicted model, not a curated record
CAUCAUCAUACCUAAAUUCUAUCGAGAUAAGUGAUUAUGUCAAUGUGAUUAUACCAAUCUAAAACUAACGUAACAAAACGAAAAUAGUUUUUUUUAUUUUUGAGGGGUUAUUGUUUUUAAAAAAAAAUCCAAAGUAAUAAAAUAUUUGGUCAGUGAUUGGCACAAAUACUUUUAGAAAUGUUGUAAAAGGUGUGUGUGUGUGUGUGUGUUUGUUAAAAAAUAAGAGAUGAACAUGAAGAGUAAAAAUUGAAAAUCUGAAAAUGGUGUUCGCCAGUAGACUAAAAUUUGGUGAACAAUCGUUAUCAUCGUAGUAGAACUGAAUAAUUCGGCAAAUAAUCUUCGACGCGUGUCCUUGGACACGUGUCGGUGUUUAGAAAUAUUUUCUUGACACGCGUCGACCAAUUGUGACACGUGUCACGGCUAUUUGCUUAUCUGAAUCGCACGUAAAAUCCUUUGCUAGUGUAUCUCACGAAGGAUGAUUUUUCAAAUUCCUCGACUAAUACUGCUCGAAUUUCUACUUGAACACGAACGAAAACAUUGCGUUUAUUCAAUUAAUCUUUUUUAUUAUUAUGUUCUUCGAAAAUUUGAUUAUUAAUCACAGGGAUGUGUAUAGAGAAGAAAACAAUUGAAAGUAUCAUCGAAAGGAUGAAGAAGAAAAAGGAAGAAAUAAUAUAACUAAAUUAUAUUUCAUUUGAUACGAUAUCAUCAGAUUUGGAUUAUCGUUUGAAAGAAUAACGAAAUCAAAUAAAAAAGAGGAAAAUGUAUUCCAUGGACAAUUUGGAAUUGGACAUAAUGAAUCGUCAAUAUUUAUACGAGGCGCAUACUUUUCUUGGUAAUCCAGGAAUUCCAGCAUUACCUGCACAUUAUGGUACCCAAACUACGGCAAGCCUUCCAACGAUUACAUCGCAAUUACCGUCUUAUCCUUCCGGUAGUACCGGAAGCACCAGUGGUAGCGACGUUUAUCCAUACGACGAAAACAGCAGUGACAACGAAAGCGUUUAUAGCAGUGAUCAAGAAAAUCAUGCUGCCAGAGAACGAAGUAGAAGUCGAAGUCGAAGUCGUGGGAGUAGAAGAAACGGUGUAAGUGGAAAAUGUCCAAGACAAGCUGUCCAACAACGACAGGCAGCAAACAUGCGUGAGAGGCGACGGAUGCAGAACAUAAAUGACGCGUUUGAAGGUUUAAGGGCUCACAUACCUACAUUACCUUAUGAAAAAAGAUUGUCCAAGGUGGAUACUUUAAAACUUGCCAUUGGUUAUAUUAAAUUCCUCAAUGAACUUGUUCGUGCUGAUAAAGGCAACGAUCCACUAUCAGGAAACGGUGGUCAUUCGAGGUGUUCCGGACGAGAUGACACUAAGAAAAUCAUAGUCCGUGGAAGCGGAGGUAAUCCAUUCAUAUCGCAUUCUCUUUCUUGGUCAAGAGAAUCGGAUGUUUCAACGAACGGUACGAUGUAUGCAAAAGUUUGGACACCAGAAGAUCCUAGAACAUCUAAAACCGGCACGACCUACGAAUAAAUUUCUCUCUCUUUUAACUUUUCAUCUCCAUAGAAACAGAAAAAGAAAAGAAAAGGAAGACCAACAUAAAAUACGAAAUUUCGUAACGCGUGCGUGUUAUUUAGUGUCUAAGAAGGCUACGAAAUAUUACCAAAUAUGAAAGUCAAUCAUCCUAGUCUUUCUUCGAAGAAAAACUUCAACCAAAAAUUCAAUCUAGUCUAUAACUUGCUCGUCUAGUCGACUGAAUCACAAUGAUGAAAAUAAAUGAAAUGAGGAUGAAUAAAAGGAAAAACUUUUAGUGCAAUCAUAACGACGAACUGAACAAAUUUCAUUUAUAACAAAUAAUAUCAAAUAAAAACCACAAAUGUAUCAUUGGUUCAUCAUUAUAUACAUAGAAU